CUGUAUGAUUCGUGGCGAUAGGUCUGAAGAAGUUGUUCUCCGAUGAAGUGCCGAUCUGUUGCUUGUAUAUGGUCAGAGUCUCCGCCGGUUCAUAAAGUCACCGCCACCGCCGUACUUGACCGGCCUUCGACUCUCUACACCGGCGGAUCCGAUGGCACCAUCUUCUGGUGGAAUUUAUCGUCAACUAACUCCGAUCACGACAUAAAACCGGUUGCUAUGUUGUGUGGUCACACUGCACCAAUAUCUGACAUGGGUAUCUGUUUCCCUGCGUCGACUCUAGGAGAUGAGAAAACAACCGAUUCAAGUAAUGUGGCACCAAACUCUAGUUCAGUUAACUAUGGUUCUCUAAUAAGUGCGUGUACUGAUGGUGUAUUGUCCAUUUGGGGCAGAGACAGUGGACAUUGCAGCCGCAGAAGGAAAAUGCCAGCUUGGGUGGGGAGUCCAUACAUGGUUCAGCCAUUACCUGAAAAUAGGAGAUAUGUUUGUGUCGCCUGUCGUUUCAUUGAUCCUCUUAAUUCAUUAGACCACCAAUCGCUAGAUUCCACUGAUGCUGGUGAGCCUUCGACGAAUAGAGAACCACAGGACAAGAAACCUUCAAAAUGCACAGUUGUAAUAAUUGAUUCGUAUACAUUAACCAUAGUGCAAACUGUGUUUCGUGGUACUUCAUCUGUUGGGCCUUUCAAGUUCAUGUCCAUAGUGACACCCAUUAGCGAUAUGGAGAGGCAAUCGGUGUUGAUGGCUGACUCAUUUGGUAAUGUGCAAUGUGUGUCACUACUUAAAGACACUGAUCGGAGUGAAGAUAUUUUAGAUGACCUGCAAAAGAAUUCUUCUCACCUCGAAAUGUCCGACUGGCUUCAAGAAUCCGGUGAAGGGGAACUUCCAAUUUCCUUUGCUGCUUCUGGGCAGGUUUUAGCGAUUCUUUUUAGGACGUAUUGCGUAUUUAAGCUGGUGGAUGGUAGUGCUAAGGUUGGAGAGAUUUCCCUUUUAGACGAUCAACUUUGUCUUGAAGAGGGUAGUCUUAGUCAAUAUGAUGUUACGGGAUGCCUGUUUCUUGGGAAUGCUUAUGGUAGGAUGGUGCCACUUGCUGAGGAAGACCUGAACAUAUUUAUAGAAACUUUUGCUGUGUGGAACAACAAAGGUCAUGUAAUUAUGUAUACCAUAUCAUAUUCAGGAAAAACUUUCAAAUAUGUGCCACUAUGUGUAGUCCCGUCUGUUUCACAUCCUCCUAAUGUUGAAUUAUCUUUUUCUUUUGUUCUAAUAAAUCGAAAUCUUGUUCGUAUUGAAUCAACUUGCCUCCACACCGAAGAACUAGUGCAUUGGAAACCCUUGAUAACAAUAUGGGCAUUGCCUGGAAACAGUGAAAAGUUUCAUCAAGAAUGCAAAUUGGUCGGGAAAGGAAGCUAUUUUGAUGAGUGGUUUGUGGAUCCUGAUUCUCCCAUCAAGCAUGAGGACAAAAGGGAUGUCGCAAAGAAUGUGAUUGGUAUGGAUACAAGUGAAGGAAAACAAGGCCAUUUUAGUAGAGAAUUCUUGGUCACUUCUUCAAUGGUUAUUUCAGAAAAUGACUCCUCCCCGUAUGCAAUAGUUUAUGGGUAUGACAGUGGAGAAAUAGAAGUUCUGCGGUUCAAUAUUUUCUCUGAAAAAGUGGAUGCUUAUUGUGGAAGUCCACGUCAAGAGGUAGAUUCAUGUGCAUGGAAGCAAUAUCUUUCAGGCCACACAGGUGCCAUUCUAUGUCUGGCUGCACACCAGAUGGUGAGUACUUCCAGAGGAUUCAACAGCAACAUUUCUUUAAUCUCUGGUAGUAUGGAUUGUACAAUACGUAUAUGGGAUCUUAACUCCAGCAAUCUCGUUACAGUGAUGCACCAGCAUGUACAACCGGUGCGCCAAAUAAUUCUACCCCCGCCCCACACUGACCGUCCAUGGAGUGAUUGCUUUUUAUCUGUUGGAGAGGACUCAUGUGUUUCUUUAGCUUCACUCGAGACUCUGCGGGUGGAGAGAAUGUUUCCAGGACACCCAUAUGUACCUUCAAAAGUAGUAUGGGAUAGUACACGAGGCUAUCUGGCAUGCUUCUCCCUGAAUCAUUCAGCAACAUCUGAUGCAUCUGAUGUAUUGUACAUUUGGGAUAUAAAGUCAGGUGCUCGUGAGCGAGUUCUUCGUGGUAGUGCUGCUCAUUCGAUGUUCGACCAUUUCUGUAUGAGCGGGAAUAAGAAUUACCUUUCUGUAAGUUCCAUGGAGAGGAACACUUCUACUUCCUCAUUGCUUCUGCCAGUAAUUGAAGAUAUACAAGUUUCACAGUGUCAUCCAAAUAAUCCAGAGAAAGACAUUGCUUUAUCAGAUUUCUCUCAUGCCUCUACAAGGAUGACUCAACAAGGUCCCUACGCAAACAACACACAUCCAAUUACAUGCUCUUGCCCUUUCCCCGGGAUUGCAACACUGACUUUUGAUAUGACAUUAUUGAUGUCCAUUAGAGCUGCAUCGUUUGAAAAGCAAAGUGAUGCUGAGGCUCAGACCCCCAGAAAACGCUUGGACAGAAUCAGUAGCCUUCUGAAAGAACAGGAAGUCGAAGUGCCCAGACCCUACCAGGUGAGUACAAAUGGUGCAGAUGCUUUACAAGAAACCCCAGCGGAUGCUAUAGAAUACGCUGAUUGGGCUCAUUCAUUAGAAGGAUGUCUAUUUCGGUUCAGCUUGUCGGUUUUGCACUUGUGGAAUGUCGAUUAUGAGCUUGACAAACUAUUAGUUUCUGAGAUGAAGCUCAAGAAACCUAAGAAUUUCUUUGUAGCUUCAGGUUUGCUUGGGGACAGAGGGUCUCUCACGUUGACGUUUCCUGGUCCAAGGGCAACCCUAGAGCUCUGGAGAUCAUCAUCAGAGUUCUGUGCAAUCAGGUCCUUAACUAUGGUAUCCCUUGCUCAACACAUGAUUAGCUUGUCUCAUUCGUGUUCCACAGCAAGCAGUGCUUUAGCAGCAUUUUACACACGAAAGUUCGCAGAGAAAUUUCCUGACAUUAAGCCACCUUUGCUCCAGCUUUUGAUUAGCUUUUGGCAAGACAAGAGUGAACAUGUGCGAAUGGCUGCACGUUCGUUGUUCCACUGUGCUGUUUCAAGGGCCAUUCCUCGUCCCCUCCGUAACGAGAAGUCCUAUGACGAUGAAUCAAAGGGAAGCACAGAAAAUAGAUCAAUAAAUUCAAGCAUGGCGGAGAAUCUCCAAGAAAGUGUGACAUCUGAAUGGCAGGCAGAAACAGUAAGAACGUCUGAAAUGCUAGCAUGGCUAGAAUCAUUUGAGCGUCAAGACUGGAUAUCUUGCGUAGGGGGAACAAGUCAAGACGCAAUGACUUCUCAUAUUGUUGUUGCUGCUGCUUUAGUUGUUUGGUACCCAAGUCUCGUUAAGCCCGGUCUUGCCAUGCUAUGCAUACAUUCACUUGUGAAGUUAGUUAUGGCCAUGAAUGAAAAGUAUAGUUCCACUGCAGCUGAGAUUCUGGCAGAAGGUAUGGAGAGCACUUGGGCUGUGUGCAUAAAUUUGGAAAUACCUCGUUUAAUAGCGGAUAUAUUCCUGCAAAUUGAGCAUGUGAAUGGAGCAUCUGCCAAGCCAACACCACAUGGUUCAUCUACUUUUGAGAUUCGGGAGUCUUUGGUUGCAAUUCUUCUACCCAGUUUAGCAAUGGCUGACGUGCCGGCUUUUUUACAUGUGAUAGAAAGACAAAUAUGGUCUACUGCAUCUGAUUCACCUGUUCAUAUUGUGUCCCUCAUGACCCUCAUCAGAGUAACUCGUGGUUCUCCUAGAAAUUUGGCUCCUUACCUUGAUAAGGUGGUCAAUUUUAUUUUACAGACAAUGGACCCUGGCAACUUGGCCAUGCGCAGAAGUUGCUUACAAAGUUCAAUGGCGACAUUGAAGGAAGUUGUGCGUGUUUUCCCCAUGGUAGCCUUGAAUGACUCAUCUACUCGAUUGGCUGUUGGUGAUGCAAUAGGAGAUAUAAACAAAGCUAUCAUCCGUGUAUAUGAAAUGCAAAGUAUGACAAAGAUAAAGAUCUUGGAUGCUAGUGGACCUCCUGGACUUCCAACCUUGCUUGGAGGAGCCUCUGAAAUGACUGUAAAAACUGCAAUUUCAGCCUUAAGCUUUUCACCUGAUGGAGAGGGUUUGGUAGCUUUCUCUGAGCACGGUUUAAUGAUCCGAUGGUGGUCUCUUGGAUCCAUGUGGUGGGAGAAGCUUAGUCGGAAUCUUGUUCCCGUUCAGUGCACGAAAUUGAUUUUUGUUCCUCCGUGGGAGGGGUUCUCUCCUACUUCCACAAGGUCGAGCGUGAUGGCAAGUGUAAUGGGUAAUGGGAAGCAGGUUAAUUCACAGGAUAAUUCAGGGGAGUUGAGCGAAAUGGACAGAUUGAAAGUCUUGCUCCAUAAUCUUGAUCUGUCGUACAGGUUAGAAUGGGGUGGUGGAAGGAAAGUAUUACUCAAGAGACACGGCCAGGAGCUCGGAACUUUCCAAUUAUAACCCUGAACAUUUUAAUACUUGAAUGAGGGCAAUGGAAGGAAAUUAUGGUUACUCAGGAGACAUGGCCAGCAAGGAGCUGGGACAACUUUCCAAUUACCUUGUAUGCAACUCUAAUGUAAAUGGACAACUUUGCCCCUGGCUCCCGUGGGUCUGCAUUUGGUUAAUCUCUUUCGAAUCUCUUAGAUCUCAUGUCAAUAUUGGUCGGUUGCAUUAGUUUUGUUAAACAGGAGAUACAUGUUUUAGGCAAAACCAGCCUUCGGGAUCAUGCUGCUGACCGGCUAGGGGUAUUUCAGGUAUUUGCUAUAUUUACCACAUCUUUAGUGCUUAUAAAUGAUUCAUUGAUUGCCUAGUUUUGCUGCUUAUGGGAUUUUUGAAGUUAUAAAUAUACCCUUGAGGAGUUUUGGAGUUAUGAAAUGUCAAAUAUACCCUUCUGCUUCACUUGCAUAUGUUUAAUGCUUUUGUGUUUGGAGAGCCUUUGGAUUUGUUUCUUCACAUUGCAUGUUUGAUUUCUUCAGCAUAAAACUAUUUC
Cynara cardunculus var. scolymus (artichoke) is the source of this 5005-nucleotide messenger RNA. RefSeq lists its product as uncharacterized. Gene Ontology annotation, molecular function: protein binding. Lineage: Eukaryota; Viridiplantae; Streptophyta; Magnoliopsida; Asterales; Asteraceae. The coding region runs from base 43 to 4476 and encodes 1477 amino acids. Gene Ontology annotation, cellular component: cytoplasm. The transcript has 10 exons. The record is from RefSeq and is a predicted model, not a curated record.